AUGAAAUUAUCUUCAGCUUUUUUAAUCUCUUUUUACUAUACAGUGUCGGCUUUGCCGACGGAAACUUUUAUGGACAGAUACUUUGGUCCGCUGUUGAAUUCAAACAAUAACCAAGCACAAAUACAAGGUCACCUACAGCACCCUUUUGCUCGUUAUGACCCUGAUAAUGAUGGUGUACAAUUUCAUGAUGCCCAAGUUAAUAUCCCUUCUCCAGAUUAUGUUUCCGACUUGGGCCCAGACAAUAUGCCAGAAUUUGCUGGGGUUGACGGGUUUGCCCAUUUGCCGAUAUACCAGUGUUUUGGUCUAGAUCCUGAUGCCAUCAAACCAUCGUUUGACGUUGCAAUUGUAGGAGCGCCCUUUGACACUGGCGUUUCUUACAGAGGAGGUGCUCGAUUUGGUCCUAAAGGUAUUCGCUCAGGAUCAAGGCGUAUGGGGAAGUUUGGAUCUUAUAGUGCUUUUCAUAAUGGAUUUAACCCAUAUGAUGACUGGGCUAAAGUUGUUGAUUGUGGUGAUGCACCUAUGACACCGUUCGACAAUCGCAUUGCUCUUAAUCAACUUUAUCGUGCUCAUCGUGCGAUCCACAAUCUUACUGUUACUAAUACAAGCAAGGCUAAGGAACUUAAUACAACAACAGCCCCAAGAAUCAUUACUCUUGGUGGUGAUCACACCAUUACUUUUUCAGCUUUGCGUUCAGCAUACGAGAUUCAUGGCCCUUUAGCUGUGGUUCAUUUUGACUCUCAUAUUGAUACCUGGGAUCCUCAGGUUCUUGGUGGCAAUAUAUCUACUUAUGCGCAUCUCAACCAUGGCACCUUUCUACACUUUGCACAUGAAAAAGGAUACCUUUUAGAUGGUCAUAACAUACAUGUCGGAUUACGGGCACCAUAUAUUCGACGAAAGAAAGAUGUUGAGCAUGACAAAGAAUGUGGUUUUGCCAAAUUAUCGGCACGAGAUAUUGAUCGCAUUGGUGUUGCCGCAAUGGCACGUAAAAUAAAAGAGCAUGUCGGUGAUGCCAAAGUUUAUAUUACAUUUGACAUUGAUGUAAUUGAUCCUGCUUAUGCUCCUGGUACAGGUACAACAGAGCCUGGUGGAUUUUCUACAAGAGAAAUUCUUACGCUUCUGGACGAAUUGCAAGGUAUCAAUCUCAUUGGUGCUGAUGUGGUCGAAGUUGCACCAGCUUUUGAUACAAACGGUGACAUAACUGUUACUGCCGCUGCUCAAGUUAUUGAUAGUUUCUUGCAAUUGAUGAUUAUGAAUUAA
This is a messenger RNA of Magnusiomyces paraingens, 1257 nucleotides long. RefSeq lists its product as uncharacterized. The coding region runs from base 1 to 1257 and encodes 418 amino acids. Gene Ontology annotation, molecular function: agmatinase activity; metal ion binding. Lineage: Eukaryota; Fungi; Ascomycota; Dipodascomycetes; Dipodascales; Dipodascaceae. The record is from RefSeq and is a predicted model, not a curated record. The transcript has a single exon.